Molecule: messenger RNA, 8805 nt
Organism: Anolis sagrei ordinatus
Lineage: Eukaryota; Metazoa; Chordata; Lepidosauria; Squamata; Anolidae
Gene: BCR
Product: BCR activator of RhoGEF and GTPase
Biological process (GO): protein phosphorylation; positive regulation of GTPase activity; intracellular signal transduction
Cellular component (GO): membrane
Molecular function (GO): GTPase activator activity; guanyl-nucleotide exchange factor activity; protein serine/threonine kinase activity
Source: RefSeq, a predicted model, not a curated record
AUAUAUAUAUCCCAACAUUCCUCCCUUUUUGCAUCAGGAAAGGAAAGAAGUACUCUGAAAGAGACAGAGAAGGAAGGAAGGAAGGAAAGAAAGAAAGAAAAAGAGAUAAAGAACGGAGAGAGUGACAGCCCUUCCUUUUUUAAGGGGCCUCUGUCUCUUUAAGGCCUCCGCCCCUCCUCCCUCCCACAGAAGAAGGGAAGGAGAAAAGGAGGAGGGCCUGCAGCCGGAGGUAGGAAGGAAAGAAGGAAGGAAGGAGAGAAGGAGGAAAAAAGACAAGGCGGAGGAGAAGGAUAAGCAGAACCAAUUGUAUUGGGGGAUUUUAAGGGGACCCCUGUGUUGGGAAUAAUGGGAUAAAAGGGGAAGAAGGCAGGAGAGGAGAGGAAAGGGGGGAAGUGAGCCUUUGAAAGGCAAAGGAGUAGGCUCUUCCUUUGUUCCUUUUGGGGAGGAAGAGGAAGGAAUAAAAGAGGAGGAGAGGAGGAGGAAGAAGGGAAGAACAAGGACUGACAGAGGAGGAGGAGGAGGAGGAGUGCCUUUCUCUAUUUGAUUUGGUAUUGACCCUUCUUCAUCCUCAGAGAGAGAGAGAGACUGGAGAUAGAUAGAUAGACGAGAGAUAGAUAUAAGAAAUAGAUGCAUGAGAUAGAUACACGUGAUAGAUAUAUGAGAGAUAGGUAUGAGAUAGAUAUACAAGAGAUACAUAUGAGAAAUAGAUAUGCGAAAUAAUUACGCGAGACAGAUAUAUGAGAGAUAAGAUAGAUUGAGGACCACAGCUAGCUGCCCAUCACUUGUUUUGCAUUCUUCUUCAUGCUCAUCUUCGUCAUCCUCUGAGACCAGAGGACGAAAGAUAGAAAGAAGAGGAAGAGGACAAGUGUCUCUUCAUCUCUAAUUGGGGAACUGUUUUGUAUUGGAUCGUUCCUCCUCAUCAUCAUCUUCAUCAUCCCCUCUCAUUUCUCAGGAGGAUGGAUAGGUAGAUAGGUCCCUUCUUCUUCUUCAUCCUCAUCUUCAUCUUCUGAGACCAAAAGCAGAGGAGGAGGAAAAAAGACAGAGAGACAGAGGACUACAGUCAUCUCUGUUUUUUAUUAGUUCUCCUAUUCAUCAUAAUCUCCAUCAUCCUCUGAAACCCUGCUAUAGGAGGAAGGGAGAGCGGGAGACAGAGGGAGGGAAAGGGAGGAGGACCACAAGUAUCUCUCCAUCUGAUGGAGAUCCUGUCUUUGUCUUCAUCAUCCUCUGAGGAGGAGGAAGGAAGGAGGUUAAGGUAGGCAACUGACUCUCCAUCCAUCUCUGAUGCCUUGUGCUGGUCUCCUGUUCUUCCUCAUCCUCAGUCCUAUCCUCCUCUAAGCCUUCCUUCCAUUCAUCCAUCCAUUAUGGUGGACCCGGUGGGCUUCGCAGAGGCCUGGCGGGCCCAGUUCUCGGACACGGAGCCCCCCUCGAUGGCACUGCGGUCGGUGUCCGAAAUUGAGUCUGAACUGGAGCGUUGCAAGGCCUCGAUCCGGCGCCUGGAGGUGGAGGUCAACAAGGAGCGCUUCCGCAUGAUCUACCUGCAGACCCUCCUGGCGCGAGAGAGAAAGAGCUACGACCGGCAGCGGUGGGGGUUCCACCGACAGCGGAACGAAGGUGACGAUGAUGACGAUGACGACGAGGGUGGUGGGGAUGUGCCAUCUCAAGCUGAGAGCAAGAAAGCCAAAGGGGGCCGGAUCGGAAACCGGGGCUGGCUUCGGAGCCUCUCCGACCGAGACGAUUCAGUCAGCAGUGUUGCGGAAUAUUGCUCUAAACCAGGUGCUGAUGGGGAAGUUGUCAAUGUAUUAGAGUAUCCCUCACAUAAAAAACCAUUGAGGAAAGAGCGUGAGGUUAGUGGAAUCGAUCAUGAAGUCGUUGAUGUAUCAGAGCAUCCCUCCCAUAAGAAACCAAUAGGGAAAGAGCGUGAGGGUGGUGGAGUCGACCAUGAUGUUGUCAAUGUAUCAGAGUAUCCCUCUCAUAAGAAACCAAUGGUGACCCAUCGUGCUGAGAAGACCCCUCCGGAUGCCUUCUAUGUCAACUUGGAGUACCACCAUGAGAAGGGCCUGGUCAAGGUCAAUGACAAGGAGGUCUCGGAUCGCAUCAGCUCACUGGGUAGCCAAGCCAUGCGGAUGGACGCUCGGAGAAAGCCGCCACCACCUUCAAGGGGCCGGUCAGCGGAUGACGAUUAUGAGGACGCUGAGCUCAACCCACGCUUCCUCAGGGACAACUUGUUGGCGGAUGCCAACGGUCAGGGCAACAUCCAACCCUAUCACAGUGUCUAUGUCGGUGGCAUUAUGACCCCUGACCCUGCGGCCGAUGGGAAGCCGGCAUUGACGUGGCCACUGCGUUCCUAUUCGCCAGUCGGCAGCGGUGGCGGCUACACACCGGACUGCAGCUCUAAUGAGAAUCUGACGUCCAGUGAGGAGGACUUCUCCUCAGGCCACUCCAGCCACGUGUCGCCCAGCCCCACGGCUGCUGGGCCCUCGCGCCUCUACAAGGCCCGCUCGCCCUCCCAGAAUUCCCUGCAAUCGCUCGACAGCAGCAGCAGCCCACCCACGCCGCAGUCGCAGAAGAGGCACCGACCACAUGGUGGACUACCACGGCAGGGCCCCGUCAUUGUUUCUGAGGCCACCAUUGUCGGGGUGCGGAAGUCCGGGCAAAUAUGGCCACCCGAGGCAGAAGGGGCAGCCCACGGAGGAUGUUUCCAUGGAGACACAGAUGUCUCCUUCGCCGGGAUGCCAUACAUCGACGACUCACCAUCUUCCUCUCCGCGUCUUGGCACCAAAAACCUUUCGGGGACCGGUUCACUGGAAUCUACCAAAUCGAGUGAACCGGAUUUGGAGAAAGGCCUGGAGAUGCGUAAAUGGGUCUUAUCCGGGAUCCUGGCCAGUGAGGAGACCUACUUGAGUCACCUGGAAGCCCUGCUCUUGCCGAUGAAGCCUUUGAAGGCAGCGUCCACCACCUCACAGCCGGUCCUGACAGGGCACCAGAUCGAGACCAUCUUCUUCAAGGUCCCGGAGCUUUACGAGAUCCACAAGGACUUCUACGAUGGGCUCCUGCCCCGUGUCCAGCAAUGGAGCCACCAGCAGCGGGUUGGGGACCUCUUCCAGAAACUGGCCAGCCAGCUGGGGGUGUACCGGGCCUUUGUGGAUAAUUAUGCAGUCGCCAUGGAGACGGCGGAGAAGUGUUGCCAGGCCAACGCUCAGUUCGCAGAGAUCUCUGAGAAUCUGAAGGCCAGAAGCAGCAAGGAUUCGAAGGAAUCGUCUACUAAAAACUCCCUUGAAACCCUCCUCUACAAACCUGUGGAUCGCGUCACAAGGAGCACCUUGGUCCUCCAUGACUUGCUGAAGCACACUCCAGUGGGGCACCCGGACUUCCCUCUCCUCCAAGAUGCCCUCCGGAUCUCCCAGAACUUCCUCUCCAGCAUCAAUGAAGAGAUCACCCCCCGGAGGCAGUCCAUGACGGUCCAGAAGGGAGAGCACCGCCAGCUGCUGAAGGACAGCUUCAUGGUAGAGCUGGUGGAAGGGGCACGCAAACUCCGCCACGUCUUCCUCUUCACCGACCUCUUCCUCUGCGCCAAACUCAAGAAGCAGGUGGCAGGGAAAAGCCAGCAGUACGACUGCAAGUGGUACCUUCCGCUCUCAGACCUGAGCUUCCAGAUGGUGGAAGAGGCUACUCCCCCCGAAGCCGGGCCCAGCAUCCCUUUGGUGCCAGAUGAGGAGCUGGACGCCCUCAAGGUCAAGAUCUCACAAAUCAAGAGCGACGUCCAGAGGGAGAAGAGAGCGAACAAAGGGAGCCGGAACAUGGAACGCUUGAAGAAGAAGCUCUCUGAACAGGAGUCCAUGCUGCUGCUGAUGUCGCCCAACAUGGCCUUCCGCGUCUGCAACCGCAAUGGGAAGAGUUACACUUUCCUCAUCUCUUCGGAUUACGAACGAGCCGAAUGGCGGGAAAUUAUCCGGGAACAGCAGAAAAAAUGCUUCAAGAGCUUCUCCUUGACUUCGGUGGAGCUUCAGAUGCUGACCAACUCCUGCGUCAAGCUCCAGACGGUCCAUCACAUCCCACUCACAAUCAAUAAGGAAGAUGAUGAAUCUCCUGGCCUCUAUGGAUUCCUGAAUGUUAUUGUCCACUCCGCGUCCGGAUUCAAGCAGAGCUCCAACCUCUAUUGCACCUUAGAAGUGGACUCCUUUGGGUAUUUUGUCAACAAGGCGAAAACGAGGGUUUACCGGGACACGACCGAGCCCAAUUGGAAUGAGGAAUUUGAGAUCGAGCUCGAAGGCUCACAAACGUUGCGGAUCCUUUGUUACGAGAAGCACUACAACAAAACCAAAAUCCCAAAAGAAGAUGGGGAGGCCUCCGACCGCAUUAUGGGCAAAGGCCAGAUCCAGUUGGAUCCUCAGGCGUUGCAAGACAAGGACUGGCAGCGUACCGUCAUCGCAAUGAAUGGGGUGGAAGUGAAGCUAUCCGUCAAGUUCACCAGCCGAGAAUUUAGCCUAAAACGGAUGCCCUCCCGCAAACAAACGGGUGUUUUCGGGGUCAAGAUUGGCAUAGUUACCAAGAGGGAACGCUCAAAGGUGCCGUAUAUUGUCCGGCAAUGCGUCGAGGAGAUUGAGCGCCGAGGAAUGGAGGAAGUCGGCAUUUAUCGUGUCUCCGGUGUAGCCACCGACAUCCAGGCCUUGAAGGCCUCCUUUGACGUCAACAACAAAGACGUCUCCGUCAUGAUGAGCGAAAUGGAUGUCAACGCUAUCGCUGGCACCUUGAAGCUCUAUUUCCGGGAGCUUCCAGAACCUCUUUUCACGGACGAACUUUACCCCAAUUUUGCAGAAGGCAUCACUCUUUCUGACCCAGUUGCGAAAGAGAGCUGUAUGCUGAAUUUAUUACUGUCUCUUCCUGAACCCAAUUUGGUCACCUUCCUUUUCCUCCUUGACCAUUUGAAAAGAGUGGCCGAAAAGGAGAACGUGAACAAGAUGUCACUUCACAAUUUAGCCACUGUUUUUGGACCCACGCUUUUGCGGCCGUCUGAAAAGGAUAGCAAAAUACCCACAAACCCGACCCAGCCGAUAGCCAUGACCGAUAGCUGGUCUCUUGAGGUCAUGUCUCAGGUCCAGGUCCUCCUCUACUUCCUCCAGCUAGAGACGAUCCCAACUCCAGACAGCAAACGGCAGAGCAUCCUUUUCUCCACAGAAGUGUAGGAAGAAGCAAUCCGAAUAAAAGCAGCCUCGCUAAAGUUGCAGCAAGUGUGAACUCCGGAAAUCUGCGGAAAUUGAGUUCCCCCAAUCUUAUUUGUUUGUCUGCUGUGAGGAAACCAUUAUUCGAUUCCUCUGGAAAAGUGUGGAAAACUGACUCGUAAUCCUGUUGCUUCCUUCAAACAUUCCUCUGAGACUCUCUUUUUGUUUAACGAGAGGAAACUGUUGUUUGAUUCUUCCAGAAAUGUGUGGAAAACUGACUUAAAAUGCUGAAUUGUUGUUUGUUUCCUCUAUUAUGGCUCUGGGAAUGUACAGAAAACUCUUCCGAAAUUCUUUUUGUUUUCCUUGCAUUGUUUCCCCAGAAAUAAUUUCCUCUGGGAAUGUGGGGAAAAUUGACUUGGUAUCUUUUCUCUUCUCUCAAACAUUCCUCCUUUCAUUUUCUCGUUUACGAGUCUGUCAUAAUUUGCUUUAUUUCUCCAAUAUGGCUCUGGGAAUGUAUAGAAAACUGACUCAAACUUUUUUCACUUCCUUCGAUCAUUCCUCGUUUAUGAGUCGGAAAACAUUUCUUCAUUGAGGUUUCGGGAUUUUGUGGAAAACUGACUUGUAAUCCUUUCACUUCCUUUAAUCAUUCCUCGUAUGAUUGUCUUGUUUAUGAGUCAGAAAUAAUUUCAUUAUGGCUCCUGAAAUUUGUGGAAAAUGGACUUGAACUCCCUUCUCUUCUGUCAAGCAUUCAUCGUUUACAAGUCAGAAAUCAUUUAUUCGAUUUAUCUGACAUGGCUCUGGGAAUUUGGAGAAAACCAACUCAAAAUCCUUUCCUUUACUUCAAUCAUUCCUUGUAUUGUUUCCUUGUUUACGAGUUGGAAAUAAAUUGUUCACUGUGGCUCUGGGAAUGUGAGGAAAACCAACCUGUAAUCCUUUCCUUCCCAUCAAACAUUCCUCAUUUUGUUUACGAGUCAGAAAGGAUCUGUCCCGAUUCUUCUGAUACAGUUCCAGAAAUGUGAGGAAAACAGUCCCAAAAUCCUUUCCUUUUUGUAAAACAUUCCUUGUUUACGAAUUGGAAAUAAUUUCAUUACAGCUCUAGAAAUUUGUGGAAAAUUUCUCUUCCAUCAGUCAUUCCUUGUUUGAUUUCCUUGUAUAAGAGUCGUAAAUAGCCUGAUUCUUGUGUUACGAUUCCAGGAAUGACUCGAAAUCUUUUCCCUUUCCUUCAAUCAUUCCUGGUUUGAUUUCCUCAUUUACGAGUCGUAAACAAUUAGUUUGAUUUUCAUUUUUAUCCCAUUCCUCCAUUUUUUCCUCUUUGAACCCAAAUUAACGAGAAGGAAAGCAACCCGUAAAAAAUGUUGAUGAAUGGAAAAACGCAACAUUUCCAAACAAUUGUUUAGAUUUUUUUGUAAAAUAAAAAAAAGGGGGGGGGCUUUUUUAAUCUUGAGGCAGAAUCUUGAGGAUAUGUGUAUAUAUAUAUUCUGUAAUGUUGUCCAUUUGCUGCUCACAAAUAAUUCUGCUUUUUUUUCUUUGACAAUCCAUCAGCCAAAAAGAAAAAAACCAUGACCUUAUUUUAUUGUAAUGUAAAAUUAGUUUUUCCCAUCCUUCUUCUUUAGAAAAGAAACCAAGAAGGAUGAAAGGGUGGGACCAUGAUGUUUUUGUUUAUAUUUCAAUUGAUUGCUCAUUUUUUUCAUUUUUAAGGACCAAAAUAUAGAUCUAUCUAUAGUCCAUAUCUAUUAUUUAUUUACCUAUCGAUAGGCAUUGUCAUCUACCUAUCUGUUUCCCUCCAGUGCCUAUCUAUAUUGAUCUAUUAAUCAAUCAAACGAGUAAUCCCCAGCCAUAUCUAUCUAUCUAUCUAUCUAUCUAUCUAUCUAUCUAUCUAUCUAUCUAAUUGCAUCCUUUCGAUAUCUAUUACUGUCUACUUCCCUCCAGUCCAUAUCUAUCUAUCCUAUAUCUAAUUUAUCUAUCCACCCAUCUACCCAUCUUCUAUGUCUGUCUGUCUGUCUGUCAAUCAAUCAAUCAAUCAAUCAAUCAAUCAUAUCUAUUUAAUCUAUCAAUGAGAGAGACAUCCAUCAUCUAUAUCUACCUAAUAUCUAUGUCUACCUGCCUAUCUAUCCGUCUGUCUGUCUAAUCUAUCUAUCUCUAUCAACUAUAUAGCUAUAUCUAUCAGUGUAGACAUCUAUUUCUCCAUCUAUCCAUCAUGUCUAUCUAUCCAUCCAUCUAUCUUAUGUCUAUAUCUAUCUAUUAAUUGAUCCAUCUAUUUAUUGAUCUAUCCAUCAUUUAUGUCUAUCAAUCAAUUCAUCUAUCAUCUAUAUCUACCUAAUAUCUACGUGUACCUAGCUAUCCAUCUAUCUAAUCUAUCGAUCUCUAUCCAACUAUUUAUCUAUAUCUGUCUUAUCCAUUUGUUUCUCCAUCUAUCCAUCAUCUCUAUCUGUCUAUCCUACCUGUCUGUCUAUAUCUAUUGAUAGAUCCAUCUAUUUAUCCACUUCUCCAUUAUCUAUUUAUCUAUCAAAUCUAUCACUCCUAUCCAUUUAUCUAUCUGCCAUCUAUGUCUAUUUAUUAAUCGUUAUUAAUUUUUAAAAGCAAUUAAAAUUUAAUUGUGGCUGUCAUUUUGAUGAUGAAUUUAUUACCUUUAAACUCUAGAACAUUCCUUCAUAUCUUCCCAAUAGCUUUGCUUUCUUCUCUCCAUUGACAAGUAUUGGAUCUCAGAGGAAUUCCAUCCCUAUUUAUUUAACUACAAACACAAUGAAAUUAGGUGUAAUUUAGAAGUAAUAUUUUAUAAUUUAGCUUUUUUUAAAAAAAAAACGAGUUUUGAAAAAAUAUUUUCUUCUGUUUUUUAAACUGCUUUAAUAUUCAAAAGGUUGUCCAUUAAUAACCGAUCAAUAAUCAAUUAGUUUGAUUUUUUUAAAGAAAGUGCUGAGCACUUGGCAAAUGAAAAUAAUGAUGCUUUUUUUCCAGAUUUUUAUUAUUGUUGUUGUUAUUAUUAUUUCUAUUUGGAGAAAAAUAAACAAGGAAGUCAUUAAGGAUAAUUGAUCAAAACUAAUUAUGAUUUGAAUUAAUCAAAGGAAAUGAAUUACAAUUUGGAUUGAUUGACUGAAAUGAAUGAAAGUUCAAUUAAUUGAAACGAAUGUUUCGAUUCAUGGAUCGAAACCAAUUAUGAUUAAUUGAUCCAAAUACAUUGAAGUUCAAUUAAUUGCAAUAAAUUACAUUUCAAUUCAUUGAUCAAGAUGAAUUAUGAUUAAUUGAUCCAAAUGAAUUAAAAUUCAAUUAACUGAAAUAAAUUAUGUUUUGACUCAUCGAUCAAAACACAUUCAAUGAAUUGUAUUACAAUUCAUUUAAUGAGGCAAACCCAGGGCCUUCAUUUGUACGAAAUGUUAAAUAGAUUGUUAUCGGUCUUCACAGUCUUUUCCGUUCUAAUUAAAGAUAGUAAUAUUUGUUUAUAAACAAGCUAUUUAACGUAGUGCUGAUUAAUUAUUAUUUUGGGAAAUAAUCAUGGCGAUGAAAUAUUAAUGAAAAAGAUAGCUAUGGAUCCUGUGAAUAGCUGUAGAGCUUGUUCUCAUUCAGAGGUUUGGCAAAAAUUGAUGAUUUUAAAGGUAUUUUGAGGAAAAUCAAUACUUAAUAAAGCGAGAUGGAUUUGAAAAUAAGGAAA